This is a messenger RNA of Pollicipes pollicipes, 1160 nucleotides long. Its product is annotated as leukocyte elastase inhibitor. The coding region runs from base 195 to 1160 and encodes 321 amino acids. The transcript is spliced from 5 exons. Lineage: Eukaryota; Metazoa; Arthropoda; Thecostraca; Pollicipedomorpha; Pollicipedidae. Gene Ontology annotation, molecular function: serine-type endopeptidase inhibitor activity. The record is from RefSeq and is a predicted model, not a curated record.
GCUGGCUUGGGACGGGCGCCGCCCUCCUGCUGGCCAGCGUCGCGACCCCUGGUGCCGGCGCCGACCUGCUGCAGCAGUUGUCGCGCGCCCACUUCGACUUCACGCUCAGCCUCUAUUCGGCGCUGGCCGACGACACCGCCAGCCGACAGCAGGACUUGCUCGUCUCGCCGUACUCAGUGUUCUCACUGCUGUCGAUGCUGUUCCUGGGCGUCGGCGCCGAGUCGCCAUCGGCGGCGCAGCUACGCGAUGUGCUGCACUUCCAGAACAUCAGCUACUCCCAUGUGCAGCGCGCCUUCCAGCAGGCGGCGCAGGUGAUGCGACACCCCUACUACAAGGAUCGCUUCCUGGAGGAGAUGGCGCUGCUGCUGGCGCACGACGUGAACGUGUCAGACUUCUACUCGCGCGCGCUGGACGAGUUCUACCGGCGGACAGUGGUCGCGGUGGACUUCGGCGAGCCAGAGGUCAGGCUCGGGCUGCGCCAGUGGCUACUGAACAGCACCGAAGACCAUCCAACGCCCGCUGACGCCCGGCUGCCCGAGCGACCGGUGCUGCUGAUGAUGUCGAAGGUCCACUUCCAUGGACAGUGGAUGCAGCCGUUCAACGCCUCCAUGACCUUUGACAAGGGUCUUUUCUUCCACGAAGGCUCUCAAAGGAUGGAGGUGCCCGUGAUGACGGGACGGUUCCGGCUGCCGAUCGGCUACAGUCACGACCUGGAGGCGCGCGUGCUGGAACUGCCGCUCCAGGAGCGUCGUCUCUCCAUCUUCAUCCUCCUGCCAGACGCGCUGGAAGACGGUCUGCACCGGCUCGAGACCAACCUGACCACGGAUAACCUACGCGCCAUGCUCUCCACGCUGAAGGACGAGACGGUGCACGUGAAGCUGCCACGCUUCCGGCUGGCCUGCUCUGGUCACCUGCGGCGCGUGCUGAUGGCGCAGGGCCUGACGCACGUGUUCGACCCGAGGACGGCCGCCAUGACCGGCAUCAACGCUGACGGCCGGGUGCACCUCAGCGACCUGCUCUUCUCGGCCAGUGUGGUGGUGGACGAGUCCGGCGGGUACUUCGAGGUGGACCACCCGUUCGUGUUCCUCGUCUGGGACUACUACUCGGCCAUGGUGCUGCUGAUGGGCCGCGUGGUGCACCCGGAGCCCAUCCUCGACUGA